CCCCCUUUAAAUAAUGUAAAAAGUUGCCCUUAUUAACAUAACAGUAGACUAUCAUUUCAGUAGAAACGUGCCUUUACAAAGACAGGUAGAAAGUUGAACUUUCUCCAAGUCAGUGGUAGAAAUUAUAACUUUCUCCAAGUCAGUGGCAGAAAGUUGCCCUCACAAAGAUGGCGGCGCGGUUCUACCGACUGUCCUCGGUCUUCGCUUUGAUCCCGUUACGUAGAGACGCGCAGUGUUUUGGCUGAGAAGAAGUUGCAGCUCCGCGCUCUGUCACAUGAGACAACUUUCCCCAGAUUUGCAGGAUUACUCGUUUGGACAAAGAUGCUGGAUUGAGGAUUUCUUUUCAUGGUUGCGUUUUGGUGCUGCUUUUUCGCCAGUCCAUUCUUUCAGCGGAGGAUUUGAGUCGUGUUACGGGAAUGUGAAGCUCCUCGGGCGGAUGGUGUAGCACUUACGGUCCAUUUCCACCCGACACGGAGCUGAUCCACAUCAUACUCCAUCACCCUGCACUGUCUGUGGAAGUGUCACUCCCCUCCGUCGCCUGUUGUCAUGGCGCCCAAGGACAUCAUGACCAAUUCGCACGCCAAGUCCAUCCUGAAUGCCAUGAACGCCUUAAGGAAGAGCAACACUCUGUGUGACAUCACCCUGAGAGUGGAGAACACAGACUUUCCUGCCCACCGCAUUGUGCUGGCUGCCUGUAGUGAUUACUUCUGUGCCAUGUUCACUAGUGAGCUGGCAGAGAAAGGGAAGUCCUUUGUGGACAUUCAGGGUCUCACAGCCUCCACCAUGGAGAUCCUACUGGACUUUGUUUACACAGAGACAGUGUUGGUUACGGUAGAAAAUGUGCAGGAGCUGCUUCCUGCUGCCUGCCUGCUCCAGCUUAAAGGGGUGAAGAGGGCAUGUUGCGAUUUUCUCAACAGUCAGCUAGACCCAUCCAACUGUCUGGGCAUCCGAGACUUUGCAGAUACGCACAACUGUGUGGACCUGAUGCAGGCGGCAGAGCUUUUUUCACAGAAGCACUUUUCCGAGGUGGUGCAACAUGAAGAGUUCAUGCUUCUAAGUCAAAGUGAAGUGGAAAAGCUUAUCAAAUGUGAUGAGAUUCAGGUGGACUCUGAGGAGCCAGUGUUUGAGGCGGUGUUAAAUUGGGUAAAGCACAAUAGGAAGGAACGAGAGCCAUACCUGGCAGACAUGCUGGAGUUCGUGCGCAUGCCUCUACUCACGCCACGCUACAUCACUGACGUUAUUGACUCCGAGCCACUUAUACGUUGUAGCCUAGCCUGUCGGGACCUUGUGGAUGAAGCCAAGAAGUUUCACCUGAGGCCUGAGUUACGCAGUGAGAUGCAGGGGCCUCGAACACAACCCAGACUAGGUGCCAAAGAAGUGCUGUUGGUGAUCGGUGGAUUUGGCAGUCAGCAGUCACCCAUUGACGUCGUAGAGAAAUAUGAUCCCAAAACCCAAGAGUGGAGUUUUCUACCAAACAUUGCACGAAAACGUCGCUACGUCGCCACUGUCGCCCUCAAUGACCGCGUAUAUGUGAUCGGAGGCUAUGAUGGUCGCUCACGUCUCAGUUCAGUCGAGUGUUUGGACUACACAGCAGAUGAAGAUGGCGUUUGGUACACCGUCGCCACAAUGAACGUUCGACGAGGUCUGGCAGGAGCAACUACGUUAGGAGACAUGAUUUAUGUGGCUGGGGGUUUUGACGGCAGUCGGCGGCACACCAGCAUGGAGAGAUACGACCCAAAUAUUGACCAGUGGAGCAUGCUGGGUGAUAUGCAGACAGCUAGAGAAGGAGCUGGGCUUGUAGUGGCCAGUGGACUCAUCUAUUGCUUGGGAGGUUACGAUGGUUUGAACAUCCUUAAUUCAGUGGAACGCUAUGACCCACACACUGGUCACUGGACCAGCGUCACUCCAAUGGCCAACAAACGUUCAGGUGCCGGGGUAGCUCUGCUAAAUGACCACAUUUACGUAGUUGGAGGCUUUGAUGGUACAGCUCACCUGUCCUCUGUAGAAGUAUACAAUAUCCGGACAGACUAUUGGACAACUGUGGCACCCAUGACUACUCCACGGUGCUACGUUGGAGCCACCGUACUUCGGGGACGACUGUAUGCAAUUGCUGGAUAUGAUGGCAACUCCCUGCUCAGCAGUAUUGAGUGUUACGAUCCUGUACUGGACAGCUGGGAGGUGGUGACCUCCAUGGCUACACAGCGCUGUGAUGCAGGAGUUUGUGUGCUCAGAGAAAAAUGAUCUGCCAGACACUAAACAGGCAAAGACUGGAUUGUUUUUUUGAGUACUGAUUGGCAGCUAACGCCUGUGACUGGUUUACCUUUUUUUUUCUUUGCUAUGACUAUGUGCCACGUGUAUUAGCAUGGAAGAGGAAGCAACCUGGAAACACAGAUCACAUGAACACCACUUUUCCUUGUUAUGCUGUCAUUUUAAAUUCAGACUUUCGUUUUGUCGCUGUGUUUAUAAUGGGCACACUGUGUUGUCUGCCAAAAUGUCUGCACUCUUCAGCGAUUACCCUGUGGUCCUGUUCUCUGUCUGAGGUUAUCCUUGGAGGCUCAUGUGGAUGAAGUCGUAAAAGUGCAAUAUUUUAAACUACUGAUGUGUUAAAAGACUACAAAUGCAGAACACUACUAUAAUGUGUGCUUCAGCGGUUGCUGCUUUUAUACCUUAUUUCCCUUGUGGCCAAAUAUUACACCACAUGCCUCCUGGCUUUGCUAUGUAGGAGUACAAGGUUUGAUUGAAAAUGUGGUCAUGUUAGGAUUGUAAAGAAAGACGUUUCUGAUUUUGUGACUGAAACAUGUACAAGAUUUCCAUGUUGGCACCAAUGUCUUCAAUGUCCUUUCCUGCUUUCUAAGUCUCCUAGCUUGUACUAAGAGAAGUAAGAACCGUACUCAUUGCCUCAUGUUUAAAGGUACAGUAAGUAGUAAUAAAUGUUAAGAAAAUGACUAACACUAGUAAAAGUGUUUGUUUUUUUUUCUUUAAUGAAGGAUGUUUCAAGCCUUUUCACAGUUAUGUAACCAGCCUUUUCGUGAGCUAAGAUGCUUGAAAUGAAUAAUAAAAAAUAUAUGGGGUGGGAAGGUGGAGUUACUUGGUGUACCUUUAAAUCAUCGGGAUUGCAAUACAGUGAACACAGUUAUGUAUGUAUUUUUUUUUUCCAUUUCCAGUGCUUUUAAAUGUGAAUCUAAAAGAAUGUAUGGAUUUACUUAAAUGUUUGUUAAACCCAGAAUCUUGACUAUCCGUUAAUUAUUUGCAUUAUAAUGUAUGCUCAUUUUUUUGAGUGGCCAAUGACAUUUGCUGUUGUAAUGUUUUGCAUUAUGUAUGGUGCCAGGACUGACAUUAUUGUUGAAUAGGUAUACUACCAAGUGUGUACCAAGUUGUUUCUCACAUAGUUUACUACCAAGUGUAAUAAAUGUCUGUACAUCA
Messenger RNA from Silurus meridionalis, 3423 nucleotides. Its product is annotated as kelch-like protein 12. Bases 547 to 2241 code for a protein of 564 amino acids. Lineage: Eukaryota; Metazoa; Chordata; Actinopteri; Siluriformes; Siluridae. The record is from RefSeq and is a predicted model, not a curated record. Gene Ontology annotation, molecular function: protein binding. The transcript has 12 exons.